Oryza brachyantha (malo sina) is the source of this 1370-nucleotide messenger RNA. RefSeq names its product probable beta-1,3-galactosyltransferase 14. Gene Ontology annotation, molecular function: hexosyltransferase activity. The record is from RefSeq and is a predicted model, not a curated record. Gene Ontology annotation, cellular component: Golgi membrane. NCBI's taxonomy places the organism in Eukaryota, Viridiplantae, Streptophyta, Magnoliopsida, Poales, Poaceae. The transcript is spliced from 7 exons. Bases 137 to 1234 code for a protein of 365 amino acids.
CGCGGCCGCACCCAGCAUCCGCCUCCGCCUCCGCCUCCCCUCCUCUCCCCGGCCGGGAUCCCAUCCGGCGCGCCUCGCCGUCGGCGGCGGGGGUGGUGGUGGUGGUGGGGGAACGUGGUGGCAGCGGUUGUCAGCCAUGCCCAGCUCGCCCAAGGUCUUCUCGUCGGCCACCUCCUCCCGCCGCAGCUCCCUCCUCCGCCGCCUCCUCUCCACGCCGGCCUUCUCCGUCGCCUGCCUCCUCUUCGGCCUCGCGGGGUUCCUCGCCGCCGCGCUCUCGGUGUCCUGGGCUCCGUCCCACGCCCCGCGCGGCCGCUGCCCGGACUCCUCCCGCCCGCUCUCCGUCUCCGUCGCGUGGGACCGGCGGCCUGGGGAUGCCGCGGACGCCGGGGCGGGUGCCGUCGAUCUCCCGGCGUCCCACGCGACCGGAUCGCGCGGGAGGCACAAGGUGAUGGCCUUCGUCGGAAUCUUCACCGGGUUCGGCUCCGUCGGGAGGCGCCGCGCGCUGCGGCGGACGUGGCUCCCCUCGGAUCGGCAGGGUCUCCUUCGAUUGGAGGAAGCAACUGGUCUGGCAUUCAGAUUUGUGAUUGGAAAAAGUAAUGACAAAUCUAAGAUGGCAGCUCUUGAAAGAGAGGUUGAAGAAUACGAUGAUUUUGUGCUUUUAGAUCUGGAGGAGGAGUAUAGCAAGCUUCCAUACAAAACGUUAGCUUACUUUAAGGCUGCCUAUGCAUUGUUUGAUUCUGACUUCUAUGUUAAAGCUGAUGAUGAUAUCUACUUGAGACCAGAUAGACUUUCAUUGCUUUUGGCUAAGGAGCGUUCACAUACACAAACAUACAUUGGAUGCAUGAAGAAGGGGCCUGUUUUUACUGACCCAAAGUUGAAAUGGUAUGAACCACAAUCCUUCUUGCUUGGAUCAGAAUAUUUCCUUCAUGCAUAUGGGCCUAUCUAUGCUUUAUCAGCUGAUGUGGUGGCAAGCUUGGUUGCCUUGAGGAACAACAGUUUCCGUAUGUUCAGCAAUGAGGAUGUUACUAUUGGAUCCUGGAUGCUUGCUAUGAAUGUCAACCAUGAGAACACACAUGCGCUUUGUUCACGUGACUGCACGGAUUCUUCAAUUGCUGUUUGGGAUAUUCCAAAAUGUUCAGGGCUAUGCCAUCCAGAGGUAAAGAUGCUAGAGCUUCAUCGAAGAAAGGAAUGUACAGGUGGUCCAUCUGAGGUGUCUGAAUCUGAUGACCGAUGAAUUAUCGCCCCUACACGGGACUACAGGCAAGGCGACAUGAUGACGGAAUGGUUGACCACUGCCCACCUCGAAUGGAUAGCUACAGCAUUCACUGACUUCACCAGGCACAAUCAUUGCCUGGGCGCCGUUGGGGAAA